Molecule: messenger RNA, 2493 nt
Organism: Cyprinus carpio (common carp)
Lineage: Eukaryota; Metazoa; Chordata; Actinopteri; Cypriniformes; Cyprinidae
Product: tumor necrosis factor receptor superfamily member 16-like
Biological process (GO): Rho protein signal transduction
Cellular component (GO): plasma membrane; cell surface
Molecular function (GO): death receptor activity; nerve growth factor binding; coreceptor activity
Source: RefSeq, a predicted model, not a curated record
GCUGACCGUGACCAGAGCAGCAGUUGAGUGAAGGAUCAGCACUAACUAGCAGAUUUCACUGUGGAGACAGACAAAGAGAUGAUAUAUUAAUGUUUUGAAGCUUUGAAGGAUUAUCCGUAUUUACUGUUACAGCAUACAGUUUCACACUGGAAGAAAAACCUUGUGUGAGGAGAAGACUGUUCAAAUCUAUGGAAGAGAGUGCCAAACACUUUGAACAGGGGCUGUAGAUGUCUUAUGUUUAUGCUUUGUGGUUUUGAACAUUAGUGGGUUUUGAGCACAAGAGACUCGUUGUAUUAUACUAUCCCAAACACUGAGAAAAACUCUUUAAGAUGAAGGGAGCAAUGGCAGCACUUCAACUCUGUUUGUGGAUCUUGGCUGUAAAGGUGGCGUUUGGUAAGGUCUGUACCAGCGAGCAGUUUACGAAAACAGGCGAAUGUUGCAGCAUGUGUGCUGCGGGCACUGGUUUGGUGAGCAGCUGUGGUCAGGAAGACACCAAGUGUCAGCCGUGUCAAGACGGUGUGUCAUUCUCAGACUCUGAGAGUCUGUCAGCCUGUCGUCUGUGCACCCACUGCCCCGCCGGCAUUCCCGAACUGGCACGCUGCACGCCCACUCAGGACACCCAGUGUGAGUGCGGUGAGAGUUUCUUCCUGUGGCGACAUGGUAACAGCACAAGUGGGCUGUGCGCGGCCUGCUCCAUGUGUGAGCAUGGAAGCGGAGUGGUUCGGGCCUGUGGGCCGCUGGGAAAUACUAUAUGUGAGCGGUGUAAACCAGGAACUUACUCAAAGGAGCGGAGUUACAGGAAACCCUGUGUGCCCUGCUCACGCUGUACUGAUGACGAGGUGGAGAUCAGACCCUGCCAGCCGUACUCUGACACCGUCUGUAUGGUAAAAGACCUUAAUAUCCUGUCCCGUCCAUCUGGUUCUGAUGGUCCGCUUGAGUACCCCCGAAAGCCGACUCUGAAUGAGGAAACGGAGAACAGGAGCAGCCCAGCACCAGGGUCUGGAUCCCCUCGACUCACUCCACAGGACCAAGGGGGCAACAACAACAACAACAUCUUGGUCUACGUGUCUGUACUGGCUGCGGUGGUGCUCGGCCUCCUACUCUACGUCGCCUACAAAUGCUGGAAGUCAUGUCAGCAGAAGCAGGCUCUGGUGAAGGCACGGGCUGACGAGUUGAAUAAUGUCAGGGAAGGAGAGAAAUUACACAGCGACAGUGGCGUGUUUCUGGACUCUCACAGCCUUCAGGAAAGCCAGCCUAGCAAAGGCAGUAAACGAGACAGCAAACAGGACACGCGACUUUAUGUGAACCUGCCUCCUCACAGGCAGGAGGAGGUAGAGGGGCUUCUCGCCGAGGGGGGCAGUCGGAGCUGGAGACCGCUGGCGGCCACACUCGGUUACGAACAGGACCGCGUGGAUGACUUCGGACGGGGCCAAGACCCCAUCCACACUCUCUUAACUGACUGGGCCCAGCAGGAAGGCUCCACGUUGGGCCUGCUCUGCUCUGCUCUCGCACGCAUUGAGCGGCCAGACAUCAUCAGUGCCCUCACCGCCCCGUCUCAAGGAGUGUCAGUGGUCUGAAUACUUGAAUAUGUUCCUCACGCCUUCAUGAAAGUGAAAGAGACACUACAAUCACAGAUGAAUUGCGUCAACCGACUCCUUUUCGAAUGCCUUGCUUGCACUAAGACUUUGAAGAGCAGGAUUGGAAAUAAUAAGGUUUUUAUUCAACAUAAUGUUUCCCUUAUGAAUUUUGUUUCAACAGCUUGAGAUGUUCUGCCACCUCAGAACAUUUUCUUCUCAAGACAGAUGUUUCCUCCAGUAUUCAUGGGAUGUUAAUGCUUUAUACGGUCCUCUUUGUAGAGUUUUCUCCGAGACACAUUCAUGCUCAGUGUUUUGGGUGGUUGUGGUUUCAUCAAAGAAACAGACAAUUCGUGAACAUUUCUGCAGAACGUAUCGUAGCGUCAGAGAAAGCAUCAUGCAUGUGAUUCAGUAGUGCUUUUGUAUUUAUAUUUCAGCGCUUCUGCCGUUUGAACAAUACUCAACACCGAAGCUGGACGAAGUGUUCAGCUUUUAUCCCGUGGCUUGUCAAGGCCAUCGUAACACUGUGAGGUGUUUUAUGGUUUCCAGAGAAGAAAACCACUAAAUGGGCUGCACGAGGGAGUUGUAUAUUUGGAAAUAUACAGAUGCACGGUCAAGUUGCCUGAGCGAAUGAUUCUCCGUGUUUCAUUCACACUAGUGCUUGGUUUGCACUUUAACCAACAAUGCAACCUAAAAGCAAUGUUAUGUUUUUUGUGAGUUAUGUGAGAGGAAAACUCUCUGGUGCCUUUACUUUGGACGCUCAGGUUUGUGCUUCGCUGGUUUACUCUACCCAUGUAUGUAUUUUAAGGUCAUUCUGUAUGUUAGUGCUGAGUGCUGGGUGAGACUUUUCAUAUAAACAUUCAUGAUAUGUAUCUAUCACUUAUGUUUGUUCUUUUUAAUAAAGAAAUAUUGAUGUUUA